Messenger RNA from Truncatella angustata, 672 nucleotides. RefSeq lists its product as uncharacterized. The transcript has a single exon. Bases 1 to 672 code for a protein of 223 amino acids. Lineage: Eukaryota; Fungi; Ascomycota; Sordariomycetes; Amphisphaeriales; Sporocadaceae. The record is from RefSeq and is a predicted model, not a curated record.
AUGGCAUCAUCUCUGAUAGAAACCUCUGCUGGCCUGCGGGGUCUCAAGGGUCAUGUUCUGAACGCAAGAGCGACUUUCCUCGCCACAUUGCGACGUCUGCCGAGUCUGGCCACCUUUCAUAAUUGCCGUAUGCCGGGCAACCAAGUAAUGGAGUACCUUGGAUACGAACUUUGCGCAGACUUGUUCCACAACCAGCAAAAUAAUAGACUCCAUCACAGUAACCAAGGCUUCUUUGCAUUCCUACUACCAGCACUGAGGCAGUUAGGGACACAGAUUCACAGUCUACAUUAUGCCGAUGAAUGGAUGUAUACUGGCCUCACGGGACUCACGGUCGGCGGUGUCAGAGCUUUUCAACACAUUACUUCACUCGAUCUAUCCAUCCCUGGUACACCUCAUGAUGCCCCUGAUGAGAGCUCUAGCGGCCUCCUCAGCGCUUUAACAAACAUUACUGGGCUAGGCCAAUUGAGACUUCGCAUUGGUUACCUACACGCUUCUAUCCGCAAGUUGCUACAAAAAGCAAGAUGGCCUCGACUAACUCUCUUUGAACUAGCUGAAACUGUGGCCUAUUCCCAUGAUUCACAGCUCCUGUCUUUUUUGAAAGCACACGCAGCAUCUCUUUGUCAACUUAGGCUCCUACACUGCAAAAUGACCUGGGUCACAUCAUACAGAUGA